This is a messenger RNA of Arvicola amphibius (Eurasian water vole), 857 nucleotides long. RefSeq names its product coiled-coil domain containing 28B (gene Ccdc28b). The coding region runs from base 121 to 723 and encodes 200 amino acids. The record is from RefSeq and is a predicted model, not a curated record. NCBI's taxonomy places the organism in Eukaryota, Metazoa, Chordata, Mammalia, Rodentia, Cricetidae. The transcript has 6 exons.
CUCUAGUUCCCGGCCAGCCGGCCGGGAAGAGGGAGACCUGGGUAGAGGGAGAUUACAAAGAAGCACCAUUCCACACUCCAGACCCCAAGCCUCCAGGCCUGAGGUCCAACCAAGUACCCAAUGGAUGACAAAAAGAAGAAGAGGAGUCCUAAGCCCUGCCUGGCCCAACCAGCACAGACCUCAGGCACACUGCGGAGAGUUCCUGUGCCCACCAGCCACAGCGGCUCCUUAGCCCUGGGAUUGCCUCAUCUGCCAUCACCCAAGCAGCGAACCAAGUUCAAGAGAGCAGGCAAGGAGAAAUGCCGCCCGGUGCUGGCUGGAGGUGGGGGCGGCUCUGCAGGCACGCCCCUGCAGCACUCCUUCCUGACUGAAGUGACCGAUGUCUACGAGAUGGAGGGGGGGCUGCUGAACCUGCUCAAUGACUUUCAUUCAGGCCGCCUGCAGGCCUUUGGGAAGGAAUGCUCCUUCGAGCAGCUGGAGCACGUGCGGGAGAUGCAGGAGAAGUUGGCCAGACUGCACUUCAGCCUGGACGUGUGUGGGGAUGAGGAGGACGAAGAAGAGGAAGACGAUGGGGUCACAGAGGGCUUGCCUGAGGAGCAGAAGAAGACAAUGGCUGACAGAAACCUGGACCAGCUGCUUAGCAAUCUGGAAGAUCUUAGCAAUUCCAUACAGAAGCUGCACUUGGCGGAGAACGCAGAGCCUGAGGAGCAGCCAGCGUCGUAGGUGUCGGACCCAGGCCUCGCUGCUUCUCUCCUUCCCUUCAAACUGUGACUGUUUACGGACUCGGGAGGAUUCCGCAGCCCCCCAGGUGCUAUGAGGUGGGGGGCACUGGAUGGAAUUAAACGGAAAAGCCGCUC